Cyprinodon tularosa is the source of this 604-nucleotide messenger RNA. It is a transcript of the gene anapc11, whose product is annotated as APC11 anaphase promoting complex subunit 11 homolog (yeast). The record is from RefSeq and is a predicted model, not a curated record. The coding region runs from base 170 to 424 and encodes 84 amino acids. NCBI's taxonomy places the organism in Eukaryota, Metazoa, Chordata, Actinopteri, Cyprinodontiformes, Cyprinodontidae. Gene Ontology annotation, biological process: protein ubiquitination; positive regulation of mitotic metaphase/anaphase transition; anaphase-promoting complex-dependent catabolic process. Gene Ontology annotation, molecular function: zinc ion binding; cullin family protein binding; ubiquitin protein ligase activity. Gene Ontology annotation, cellular component: anaphase-promoting complex; nucleus. The transcript is spliced from 2 exons.
AGAAGAAGAAGAAGAAGAAGAAGCUACAUAGUUAAUUAGCACAUAACUACUGAUUCAAGGGACCUAUUUUUCUCUCGAUUUGGCAUGUAAAAUAUCAAGAAUAUCUAAAACCAAGACUGCAUUCCACUGUUCCCAUUGUUCUCCCAGUUUUGGCGGCAGCUUUGUGAGAAUGAAGGUGAAGAUCAGACAGUGGAGUGGAGUGGCCUCCUGGUCCUGGGUGGCUAACGAUGACAACUGCGGCAUCUGCAGGAUGCCUUUCAACGGCUGCUGUCCGGACUGUAAAGUUCCUGGAGAUGACUGCCCGCUGGUCUGGGGUCAGUGCUCUCACUGUUUCCACAUGCACUGCAUCCUGAAGUGGUUGAACUCACAGCAGGUCCAGCAACAGUGCCCCAUGUGUCGUCAGGAAUGGAAGUUUAAAGAGUGACUCCCUCUCUGUGCACCAAAAAAUGGACGCCUUACAGAACCUUUUUUGUUUACCACUGUAUCGGAGUUUGAUUUUGUUUAUAAUAGUUGUAUUUUUGGUUUCAUUUGUUGGAGAAAAAAAGUCUUUAAAUACAGAAUGUGUUUUUUAUAACAAUAUGAUUUGGAUAAAAGGAUUAAUUGG